This is a messenger RNA of Helianthus annuus (common sunflower), 1204 nucleotides long. RefSeq names its product oil body-associated protein 1A. The record is from RefSeq and is a predicted model, not a curated record. Lineage: Eukaryota; Viridiplantae; Streptophyta; Magnoliopsida; Asterales; Asteraceae. The coding region runs from base 1 to 465 and encodes 154 amino acids. The transcript has 2 exons.
AUGUCAACAAACAAUCCAAGAAAGGUGGGUACUUUUCACCUGAUUCGCCAAGUGGAAGCACAUCACUACUGCGGCCAUCUGAACGAAGACAUGCGACAAUGUCUGGUCUACGACUGGCCUGAUGCCGAUGCGCGGUUGAUCGGGCUGGAAUACAUAGUAACUGAAGAACAGUUUUUAACUCUUCCGGACACCAAAAAACCGAUGUGGCAUAGCCACGAGUAUGAGGUGAAGAGCGGCGUGCUCUUCCUUCCCGGUGUUCCCGGUCCGGUUGAACGAAAAGAUCUCGAGAAAGUGGCGAAAACAUAUGGGAAGACCAUACACUUUUGGCAGGUGGAUAGUGGUGAUGAACUGCCGCUCGGGUUACCGCAGGUGAUGAUGGCGCUAACGCGAGACGGGCAACUCUACCCGAGCCUCACCAUCGUUUCGUUUAUUCCAACUAUAGGGGUGUUUGUUAUUCGGUUUUAAACCGAUUUAACCAAAAACUGUUUAAAAUCGAAGCAAAUUACAUAUUUGGUUUUGUGGUUUGGUUUUCGGUAACAAAAGUAUGAAACCGUUAUAAACCCGAACAGAAUUACAUGUUUGGUUUUCCGGGUUCAGAAAUCUAAACUGAAAUCGACCAAAACCAAACAAUUUUACAUAUUUGGUUAUGGCGGUUUGGUUUUUGGUGGUUUUCUGGUUCAGAAUUCUUAACUAAAACCAAUGUGGUAUAUCUCAAUACGUGACUCAAGUUGGUACGACCAUCGGGUACACCAUUACUUCGGCGAUCAGUAUGGCGUAAGCGAUAACUAAAAACUCAGAACUUAUAGUUUAAAUGUGUUUGUUUAGCUAGCUAAUUUUGGAAUAUCUUGUGGUUAACCAGGGCGGUUAAACAGAUAUUUGUUUCUCAUGGUAGAAAAAAUCCGUGAUCUUUUGUUAUGAGAAUCUGAUCAAGAACUAUCAUUAUUUUCGCAGGGUUUAACAGGGUUUAACGAAGAUAAAGCGAUGUAGAAGUGUAUCUUCAGUACACACAAAAAGCUCUUGAAAUGCUCAUCAAGAUCUCAAAGAUUUGAGAGCUUUAAAGACCAAAGGAUUAGAACAAAUUUAUAUUGUGUUUUUUGAUAUCGUAUAUUGUGAAUAUUAGAUUCAGUUACUAGCAUGUUUUAAUAAACCUUUGGAAGGAGUCAACUUUGGUAUAAAUAUAGCAAUUGUUUUUUACUUUUUAGCA